Messenger RNA from Closterium sp. Yama58-4, 1092 nucleotides. The record is from the annotation of a GenBank genome assembly. Lineage: Eukaryota; Viridiplantae; Streptophyta; Zygnematophyceae; Desmidiales; Closteriaceae.
AUGAAGGCCGGGAUCGCUGGAGAUAAUGAGCCGCGUGCUGUGUUUCCCAGCAUUGUUGGUCGUCGUCGCGACAAAAAUGAUGGUCGCGUGGGGCGAUCGGAUAAGGAUGCUUACGUUGGUUAUGAAGGCCUGGCCAAGCGUGGAGUCAUGACGCUGAAGUAUCCUAUCGAGCACGGUAUUGUGACGAACUGGGAUGACAUGGAGAAGGUUUGGCAAUACAUCUUCUACGAUGAGCUUCGUGUCACUCCAGAGGAGCAACCGGUGCUUCUGACUGAAGCUCCUAUGAAUCCCAAGCAGAAUCGCGAGAAGAUGACGCAGAUUAUGUUUGAGACUUUCAACGUGCCGGCGACGUAUGUCGCCAUUCAGGCCGUGCUCUCCUUAUACGCCAGCGGUAAUACCACUGGCAUUGUUCUGGAAUCCGGUGAUGGUGUGACCCACGCUGUCCCCAUCCACGAGGGUUACGCUCUGCCCGACGCCACUCUCCGUUUGGACCUUGCUGGUCGAGAUUUGACUGAUUACCUGGUUAAGCUCUUAGGUGACAGGGGUUACUCCUUCUCCUCAUCCGCCGAGCGGGAAACAGUGAGGGACAUCAAGGAGCGGCUAGGUUACGUUGCUAUUGACUUCGAGCAGGAGAUGGCGACUGUAGAGGGCUCGUCGACACUGGAGAAGAGUUAUGAGCUUCCUGAUGGCCAGGUUAUUACCGUCGGUUCUGAGCGUUUUAGGUGCCCAGAAGCGCUCUUUAACCCGUUGCUGGUUAGUAAGGAAUUUCCAAGUAUCCACCAGAUUGUCAACGACAGCAUCAUGAAGUGUGACGAAGGUAUCAGGCGGAAUUUGUACAGCAACAUUGUUCUCAGCGGCGGUACCACUUUGAUCCCUGGAAUCUCUGAGCGCAUAACCAAGGAAGUGACUCAGCUGGCUCCAGCCAACUACGUUAAGGUGGUUGCUCCACCUGAGCGGAAGUACAGUGCCUGGAUUGGCGGAUCCAUGUAUGCGGCUCUGAGCACCUUCCAGCAGAUGUGUAUUACGAAGAGUGAGUUUGAGGAAGUUGGUCCAUCCAUUGUUCACACGAAGUGCUCCAAGUUGUGUACUUAG